CUGACACUCCCCUCAGUGUGAAUCUGUCAGGGCAGGAGUGUGCGUGUACUUUUUUGGGAGCAGUGGGCAGAUCUUCUCCAGAAGUUCCAGAACGGGGGGAGAAAGAGGAGACCCCUGCAAACUCUGUGAUUUGCCCAAACAAACAGCCGGAGUCAGAGCGGUACCUCCUGCGGCCGGCUGCAGGACAGUAGAGAUUAACCUCAGCCUCUGAACAUCUGAGGGAUCUGUACAUCUGAAGCGGCGGCCCCUGUGGAGACCAGCGCUUGGACAUCGCUCCUCUGAUUUCACAGGGAGAGCAACUCCUGGACAGCAGCCUCCUUGGACAGAGAGUGGAGAAUCUUCUGUUCUGUUUCCUCUGAAGGAUUUAGGAUCUGAAGAAACCAAACAUGAGGAGAAUGGCAGUGUUCAAGCUCUGUCUGACAGUGACUGCUCUUCUGUGUCUCCUCACUGGGGCGACGUGCCUGAAGAUCAUCCCUGAUGACAGGGAGCUGGUCCUGGUGCAGGGAUCCACCCUCACCCUCACCUGCUCAGGCUUAGGUGAGACACGUUGGGAGUUCAAGAAGGACGAUGUGCCGAAUUUCCAGGUGGAUCAAGAGCAAAAGGUCGGCAAGUGGUACGAAGUCGUACAAAACGGCAACAAAUCCAGUGAUCUGACCUUGUUAAACGUGAGCUGGCAGCACACGGGAGUGUAUCUGUGUACGGACCAAGUCUCCGGAGAAUCGAAGGAGGUGACCGUGUUUGUCCCAGACCCUAAAGUGUGGUUCACAAAGCGUGCUCAUGGUAUGGUGACGAGGACCAGUGAGGAGAGCAUCAUCCCCUGUAUGGUCACCAACCCAAAAAUCAAGGUCACGCUGUACGAGAGUGGCAGUGACAUGCCCAUUAGUGGGCAGUAUAACCCCACCGAGGGGGUGAGGGCCGCUGUGGAGGACAGGACCUACCAGUGCCGCGGAGAGUUGAAUGGAGAGGUGAAAGAGUCGCAGGAAUUCUACGUCUUCGCGAUUACUGUCCCCGAGGCCCUGGACGCCUACAUCAAUGUGUCAAAGACCAUCCUGAAACAAGGCGAAGCGCUGACAGUGAACUGCACAGUGCAGGGAGUAGAGCUGGUGCUUUUCUCAUGGGAGACCCCUAACCACGAAGUGGAGCCAGAGACAGACAUGCUGUCCGCUACCAGCAUGCGUUCCUAUUUGAUCUUCCCUCGCGCCACAGUGGCCCACAGUGGAAAGUACGUCUGCCGAGUGGACGAGAACGUCAAGGGUCUGUCUGCUUCUGCCAGCAUCAACAUCACCGUUCUCGAGCGAGGUUUCGUCGAUGCAAAACCUGCACAGCAACAAGACAUUUCAGCCAAUUUGCAAGAGAACGUGGAGCUGAGGGUGGAAAUCACAGCCUACCCUCCCCCUCUGGUGUACUGGAGAAAAGAUGGUGCCCCCAUCAAAGGAGAUAAAACCAUCACAUUCAGACAAGAGCAGGAGAUCAGGUAUGUUACUAUUCUGACCUUAGUGAGGGUGAGGACAGAGCAGAUGGGUCGUUACACUGUCUUCAUCACCAAUGAAGAUGAUUCCAAGGAAGUGACCUUUGACCUGAAGGUCAGAGUUCCCUCACAGAUCAAAGACCUGACUGACCACCACCUCCCAGGGGACAGACACUUGGUGACCUGUGUAGCAGAGGGAGCCCCGGUCCCCACCAUACAGUGGUUCAGCUGUGACAGCAUGCUCAAGUGUAACAACCGGACGGCGGUGUGGAAGUCACUCGUCCCACAGCCGGACGAGCUGACCAUCCAGACCAACGUCAGCUACAACAACACAAGGAAAACCAGUCAGAUCCGCAGCCAGGUGACCUUCAACAAACCCCAGCAGGUCACGGUUCGCUGCGAGACCACCAACCAGGCAGGACAUGUGGACAGGCGGGACAUUAAGCUGGUGUCCAACACUCUUUUCUCCCAGGUGGCAGUGUUGGCUGCUGUUCUGGCCUUGGUCGUGAUCGUCAUCUUGUUCUUUAUCAUCCUGAUUGCUGUCUGGAGGAAGAAACCACGCUACGAGAUCAGAUGGAAGGUGAUUGAGUCUGUGAGUCAGGACGGUCAUGAGUACAUCUACGUGGAUCCCAUCCAUCUGCCUUAUGACCUGGCCUGGGAGAUGCCCCGUGAUAACCUGGUGCUGGGUCGCACUCUUGGAUCAGGAGCCUUUGGCAGGGUGGUCGAGGCAACAGCGUACGGUCUCACUCAUUUGCAGUCCAGUACAAAGGUGGCAGUGAAAAUGCUGAAGUCCACAGCCAGGAGGAGCGAGACCCAGGCCCUGAUGUCAGAGCUGAAGAUCAUGAGUCACCUCGGACCUCACCUCAACAUCGUCAACUUGCUCGGAGCCUGUACUAAACAUGGCCCUCUGUACCUGGUGACUGAGUACUGUCGCUACGGUGACCUGGUGGACUACCUGCACAGAAACAAGCACACCUUUCUGCAAUAUUACGCCGAGAAGAACCACGAUGACAGCUGCUUCAUCUCAGGAGGAAGCACUCCUGUCAGCCAGCGGAAAGGCUACGUGUCAUCAGGCAGUGAGAGCGAUGGUGGAUACAUGGACAUGACUAAGGAUGAGCCCUCAGUCUAUGUGCCCAUGCAGGAGCAGAUUGACACCAUCAAGUACGCAGACAUCCAACCUUCCCCGUACGAGUCGUCCUACCAGCAGGACAUUUACCAGGAACAAGGUGGCAACAGGUUUGACCUGGUUCUCGGUGAUUCUCCUAUUUUAACCUUUGAUGAUCUUCUGGGCUUCAGCUACCAAGUCGCUAAAGGGAUGGAGUUUCUGGCAUCCAAGAAUUGCGUGCACCGUGACCUCGCUGCCAGAAAUGUCUUAAUCUGUGAGGGCAAACUUGUAAAGAUCUGUGACUUCGGCCUGGCCAGAGACAUCAUGCAUGACUCCAACUACAUCUCCAAAGGCAGCACCUUCCUGCCCCUGAAGUGGAUGGCACCAGAGAGUAUUUUCCAUAACCUCUACACCACCCUGAGUGAUGUGUGGUCCUACGGCAUUCUUCUGUGGGAGAUCUUCACCCUGGGAGGAACACCGUACCCUGAUUUACCCAUGAAUGAGUUGUUCUACAGUGCUCUGAAGAGAGGGUACCGAAUGGCCAAACCUGCCCACGCCUCUGAUGAAGUCUAUGAUAUCAUGAGGAAGUGUUGGGAUGAGAAGUUUGAGAAGAGGCCCGACUUCUCCUUUCUGGUGCACAGUGUUGGGAACAUGCUGACGGACAGCUAUAAAAAGAGAUAUCACCAAGUCCAUGAGAACUUCCUGAAGAGCGACCAUCCUGCCGUCACCCGUACCAAACCCCGACUCUCAUCACCUUUUCCGAUCAACACUUCCUCAUCCAGUGCUCCCUCUCUUGCCGCCCUGUCCUUCCCUCCGACCCCACACAACCAGACCCUGAGCUCCGGAAACUUCCGACCUCAGGACGACACACAGGAGGUCAUAACUUCGUACAACGAAUACAUCAUUCCCAUCCCUGAUCCUAAACCAGAGGACGUCUUCACUGACAUACCGUCGGAGAGCCCCACCAGCUCUGUGGCUCUGGAGGAGGAGGAGGUGGAGGAGGAGAGCGAGGCCAUGUCCCAGGACACGGCGGACACUCUUCCAGAGGAGGAGGAGGACACCAGCGAGAGGGACGCUCUGCUGGGUUCGUCAGGAACGCCGGACGUAGAGGACAGCUUCCUGUAGCCACGUGUUGGAGCCCAGAGAAAAUGGAGCUUUAGGUGGAAUUGAAAAAAAAAAGAGGAAGAGAAAAAAAAACCUGGCUGAAGAAGGGAACGUGACUCAAGUAGAAUGUAGCAAAUGAUAGAUUUCCUUGUAUCUCUGGGGUUCCUCGGAGAACUCAGUUAAUCCACUCUCGUUUUUUUAUGAUACACUUAAUACCUCUGGGACUACGAAUGCUUACCAAUAAUGAGCGUCAAUCUACAGUAGUAUAAAUCUGGUACUCUUCUGAUACUGACGUACAAUCAGUACACGUGUAUUUCAUCCAGUUACUAGAAACCUGUGAGGCCUUGAGAGACACGUGCUGCGUCAUGUAAAAACAUUUUAGUCGCAUUAUUUUCUCACUUGAUUUUAUUUUCUUCAGUGUACAUUUCAGAUUAAGCAGAUUAACAAAGGGAGAUGAUAAAGUACAGUUGGGAAACACUACACAACCACGAUUAAGUCAAGAAACGUCAGAUUAUGUCUUAUUACUACAUACGACAUUUUAAUCGUAGCACAUGAAAUAUGCACAUGCACUAUUUUUUACGUAGAAGAUUAACCUUUUGUUUUAGUACGACAUGCGAAAGAGCCAGAUUUUUCUCUGUUUUUUGUUUUGUUUUUGACUUUUUUGGGAUUACAUGAAGUGUAUAUUUCAUCGGUGAAUUUUAGAUCUCUCUCUUCUCGACUCUGAUGCUUCUGAUGCUUGUUCUGUGUCGCCUCGAUUCAGAUUGUUUGUGCCACAUUUGCACUUUACCCAGAGAAAAUGUGGUUCUUUAUUACAAAGGAGGGAGAAUUUACAGCACAAAGAGGGUUUUUAGCCCUCGACUCGGCUUUUUUGAAGUGAGAAUGAUAAAUACAGCACAUCACUGCCUUAGCACAAGACGGCACAGAUGAAUGCCUUUUUGUGAAGACUGAGAAACUUGUACUGUAGUGAAUGAGUUGAAGUAACAAUAUGUCUGUUUGUAAAAAAAAAAGAAAAAUGAGAGAGAUGCUUUUUUUUUCUUCUUCUGUUGCAUUUUAACCGUCACUCACACAAAGUCUACUUUAAUCACACACUCCACUGUUGUUUUGUCCUGUAGCCUUUUGUAACACCGUUUAGAAUGCACAACAAUCACAGUGUCACAAGCUAUGGUACCAAAGAUCUUCUUAACGUUUACAAAUGUAUUUUUCUAUGUUGUACAUGUGAAAUAAAUGUAUAUUAUCCAGA
Cynoglossus semilaevis (tongue sole) is the source of this 4917-nucleotide messenger RNA. RefSeq names its product platelet-derived growth factor receptor, beta polypeptide (gene pdgfrb). Gene Ontology annotation, biological process: multicellular organism development; positive regulation of kinase activity; cell chemotaxis. The transcript is spliced from 23 exons. The record is from RefSeq and is a predicted model, not a curated record. Gene Ontology annotation, molecular function: ATP binding; platelet-derived growth factor binding; platelet-derived growth factor beta-receptor activity. NCBI's taxonomy places the organism in Eukaryota, Metazoa, Chordata, Actinopteri, Pleuronectiformes, Cynoglossidae. Gene Ontology annotation, cellular component: signaling receptor complex; plasma membrane. The coding region runs from base 387 to 3698 and encodes 1103 amino acids.